ACGGCAGCGUGCGGAGACUCUUUGGCUCCCCCGCCUCCCGGCACUCUUCUCCAUCCGUCAGGAAGCAGGCGCCGUGGAGACUCAUCCGCUCCCACCUCCCUCUCUUUCUCCUCCUUCUCCAUCAGGCAGUAGGCACGGUGGAGACGACGACGAUCGCAGUCGGGGCUGCUAUAGCGGGGCCAGCAAGUCAUUUACUGAGGUCGGGUCCCUGUUGCCCCAAUGUAGAUGCGGGCCUGCACACCUCUUGUGGCUGCCCUCUCUUGAAACAACAUUGUGUUAAACUAUGUGCAAGAUCACCCCGAGUCUUUGAGUGAAGCUUCACUGAAGAAAAGAUGACUUCACAAUCUCUCUUAACUUGUUCAAGAAAACACUUCCCACUCACAGAAGAGUGAAAAUAUAUUGAUAUUGUCCUAUCUUCAAGGUGCUGAUUGAAUUAACGGUAAUGAAGUUAUGUUUUCUGCUUUUGUGUGACCGACCAAAUGUGAAUAAAUCAGAUUUCUCAUGAACAGUAAUAUUGAGUAGAUUUCUCAUGAACAUCAGGAGGACUGAAUCUAGUCUCUAGCUUUGGAGUCCUGUCACUUCUCAAUAUCCAGUGUUGUUCCUACUCCUUUCCAUGACAGUGUUGCUCAUUUCAUUAUGGGCCUCACUUUUUGAGCUUUUCUGUUCUGCUUCCUUCAAUAGUGGACACAGAGGUGCCAAUCUUUGUGCUACUUAAUUUGCCCAGCAGGAUUUACAAAACCAAACAGAUGGCUGAUCACAGUCAGGAAAAGAAGACUGUAAAAUGUAGCCAGUGCUCUGCAUCAUUUCAACCAAGCAAUGUUGUGUUUUUUUGCCAUCAUUGCAAAAAGGGCUCCAUGUCCUCUGGAGGAGCUGUAUUAGAGGCAACAGAUUCAUCUAGUUCUUCCACUUCAGUGAAUGAUUCUUCAGAAUCCCUAGGAGGCAUGUUGCUUGGCGAGUCAAAGAAACAAACCCCCUUUUUAGGAGAUAUGUCAAAACCAGAUGUAGCCUACCCUCACAGAAAAAUGCUCAUUGCCUCAGGCAGUCGAAGCAGUAAUACAGAAUACAAAGUUCCUCACACACGAAUAGAUGAUGGAGCAGCAAUUCAGCAAAUUUAUUCUUUUGGAAGAAAACUAGGGCAAGGCAGCUUUGGGGUGGUGAUUGAAGUCACGCAUAAAGAAACGGGUAUAAAGUGGGCAAUCAAGAAAAUGAACCGGGAAAAGGCUGGGAGUUCUGCUGUAAGACUACUUGAACGGGAAGUGAGCAUCUUAAAAAGAGUAAACCAUAAGCAUAUAAUACAUCUUGAAGAAGUAUUUGAGACUCCUAAGCGUAUGUACCUUGUAAUGGAGCUGUGUGAAAAUGGAGAACUUAAAGAGAUUCUUCAAAGAAAAGGUCAUUUUACAGAGAAUGAGACAAGGCACAUAAUUCAGAGUCUUGCAUCAGCAAUUGCAUAUCUUCACAGAAAUGAUAUUGUUCAUAGAGAUCUGAAAUUGGAAAACAUUUUAGUUAAAAGCAGUGACAUUGAUGAAGAGAAUGAAAUGAAAUUAAAUAUAAAGGUGACUGAUUUUGGUUUAGCUGUACAAAAGAUGGGAGGAAGUGAAAGCAUGUUCCAGUCUACCUGUGGGACUCCUAUCUACAUGGCCCCAGAAGUGAUCGGUGCCCAUGACUAUAGCCAGCAGUGUGAUGUUUGGAGCAUAGGUGUCAUUAUGUAUAUGCUAUUAUGUGGUGACCCACCUUUUAUGGCAGGCUCAGAAGAAAAACUUUUUGAAGCUAUAAAAAAAGGAGAUCUUCACUUUAAACAUUCAAUCUGGGAAUCAGUCAGUGAGACUGCCAAACAUGUGUUGCAGCUGCUUCUGAAAGUAGACCCUGCCCACAGAAUCACUGCCAAUGAACUGCUUGACAACCAAUGGAUAAGAGGUGAAACAGACAUAGUUCAGGGACCAUUCAAUGUCCUUGAAUUGAUGAAGAAGUGGCAUAAUAGCACCAGCACUGAGAGCAGAGAACCGGGCUCUGUGGAAGACCAAAUGAAUGCUGCAUCAACCACUACAUUACAGGUAGAAAUCCGCGAAGGGCGAGAGAGCCCGAUCAGCAGCAAUGGCAACUCAGAGACCAGUAUUGAAACAGAGACAGAGAGUGGGAGCAGCAAACCUUCCACGCCAACAAAACAGGUUAACAAGAAAAAAAAUCACACCAGUGCUUUACCAAAUGGGACACUUAGAAAGAAGAGUUCAUCUCUCAAGUCAAGUUCUAGUAUUCAGAGUGGUGGAGCUGGGUCAGUGAUUCCAGGGUCAGUGUCAAAGCCGAACCAGGACAACCAAGAGAAGAAAAUAGAAUUGGAUAAGUCAAGUCAAGGACUGGCAAACAAAAAUACACAAAAAUCAGCUGCAACUAGUAGCCUACAAAAAACCAAGAAGAAAUCUUAAGAGGAGAUCAAUCUGCUCAAAAUGCAGUUCUUAUAAAGUAACUAUCGCCGGUGCCAAAAUGUGACUGUAUAAAAAGACCAAUGUAGUCUGAACUCCAAAGCAUCUUUUCGUUGUUGUUUUGAGACCCGUAACAGACGAGAGAGGUCUAGCUUCACAGUAGCGCUGAUAAAAGUUCUAAAGCAGUGUGAAUUCCUAACCUUUAUGAGGGCAUCCACUGAUAGUAUUACUUUCAGAGCACAGAAUUGUCUGAAAAAGCUGUCUUAUUUAUUUUAGAUGAGCAGGCAUUAUUUAGGCUAGGCUAGCAACCUACUCCUUUGAAUCUAUUUGCUGUGUGUUGCCUAAAAUUGCUUAGUAUUGUCACAGAGGUUUGGGGGGUGAGCUGGGUGGAAAAGAAGCCACUGUAUGCAGUGGCUAGGUGGGUUUUUUUUAAAAAAAAUAAUUCUAUUCAUUGUGCACCUGUAAGAAUGUGCUAGGACUUUGCUUAUAACUGUGGUUUUGUAAAGCAUACCACCGUCAAUGAAAUUUGUUUCUAAUAUUUGUAUGUCACUAAAGAUGCCUUAGAGAACUUAAUUUAAAUAUUUUAGGUACUAUAUAAUUGCUGAGGUUCUUGCUGCUACAAACUCUUGUGUGUUUAAAUAAAAACAAGUGUUAGAAAAAUGUU
This is a messenger RNA of Hemicordylus capensis (graceful crag lizard), 3081 nucleotides long. RefSeq names its product serine/threonine kinase 33 (gene STK33). Gene Ontology annotation, molecular function: protein kinase activity; ATP binding. The transcript has 18 exons. Bases 747 to 2420 code for a protein of 557 amino acids. NCBI's taxonomy places the organism in Eukaryota, Metazoa, Chordata, Lepidosauria, Squamata, Cordylidae. Gene Ontology annotation, biological process: protein phosphorylation. The record is from RefSeq and is a predicted model, not a curated record.